GUGUAUGGGAGGGUUCUGGGCACCCAUGGGUGGGAGUAGGGUGCAUGGGGGGUUCUGGGCACCCAUGGGGGUGUGGGACUUACAUGAGAGGUGGGUGCUGAGCUUCUCCUGGGGGUGCAUGGAGCAUGUGGGGCCACCCCCAGUGCUGUGGGAUGGAGCUGCGGAGGGUGCUGAGCACCCAUGGGUGGCACCAGGCACCCAGGGAGGUGCCGCAGUGACCCACAGAGGGCUUUUUGGGGGGGGUGCAGCACCCUGACACCAGCGAUGGCGAGGCCAGGACAUGCCUGGAAGCGCCGGCCAUCGGAUGAAGAUGAGGAGGAGGAGGACCCGUUGGAUGCCAUGAUCUCGCGGACGGGCUGCGCGGCGCAGCACCGGGCGCUGCAGGAGUGCAUGGCGGCGCGGCAGGACUGGCGGCACUGCCAGCCCCACGUCCGGGCGUUCGGGGAGUGUAUGGCCCGGAGACAGCGUCCCCAGGAACCACCACGGGGGUCCAGCUCCCACCAAACCCACCCGGCACCCAACGGGGACUGAAAGCACCGGGGACACCCCCCCAGUUCCCGGUCAGUUCGCCAUCCCCACCCAAAAUUGGGUGGUUGCACCGUUUGACCCCUUUUUUGGUGUUUUUUAUUCCAUUCCGCGGAAUAAAAUCCAGGCUACGUUGUUGGGAAAUGAAA
Messenger RNA from Calidris pugnax (ruff), 674 nucleotides. RefSeq names its product cytochrome c oxidase assembly factor 4 homolog, mitochondrial. Gene Ontology annotation, biological process: mitochondrial respiratory chain complex IV assembly. The transcript has a single exon. Gene Ontology annotation, cellular component: mitochondrial intermembrane space. Bases 181 to 531 code for a protein of 116 amino acids. NCBI's taxonomy places the organism in Eukaryota, Metazoa, Chordata, Aves, Charadriiformes, Scolopacidae. The record is from RefSeq and is a predicted model, not a curated record.